Messenger RNA from Cotesia congregata, 330 nucleotides. Lineage: Eukaryota; Metazoa; Arthropoda; Insecta; Hymenoptera; Braconidae. The record is from the annotation of a GenBank genome assembly.
AUGUUGGCCACCAGAACUUCCACAGCGAUUUUCUCUAUGGGGACUCCUGCUCCUCCUUCCAUUGGAGAAUCUUGGCAACUAAGUCCGGAAUCUGGACCUCAGAAAUCGUCGACCGCUGAUCACUUUUGUCAUUGUCUUCAUGACGAUGCUCCACCAGUGGUUCUACGAUUGAAACCGGAGGCUCAGACGACUGAACAUUGUUGUUUAUACUCUUAUCAGCGUAACUUGAUACUUCUUCCAGCUCUGUGGUCUCUGUUGUUUUUAUUUCGUAGGAUUGGGUGUUGGUAUUGUCUUACUUGGUUGCUCGGUGAAUGUUUUUGUCUUCUUUGA